Molecule: messenger RNA, 1403 nt
Organism: Strongylocentrotus purpuratus (purple sea urchin)
Lineage: Eukaryota; Metazoa; Echinodermata; Echinoidea; Camarodonta; Strongylocentrotidae
Exons: 3
Coding region: 1-693 (230 amino acids)
Source: RefSeq, a predicted model, not a curated record
AUGUCGAAAGAUAACCACGAAACGAUUCGGCGUGAUAAAAAGUCAUGGAGAGCGUCUGUAUGUUCGUCUGUUUAUUCGACCAACGUACAAGGAUUCAUUGAUGAGCUAUCCAGCAAGUUCCCCGACCUAGACUUGGACGUCCAGUACCAGCAACUACCAUACAAUGACAUUGAUCAUUGCGAAAUCAAAGGCUCUGAUGUUAACAUCAUGAUACUCUGCCAUUCUAUCAACAACAGAGGGUUUGCCAUCACUGAUGUCAUGGACGCCCUCUACGACAAAUUCUUACCCAAGUCUGCCAACCUUCUAGGAAAGGCCAGAAUAUGCGUGAUAGUCCAUGACUUCCCCUCCAGCAAUAUUUUUGACACACCUGGCUACUACGGAGAAACGAUGAAAACCUUUGAAAGCCAGCAAGGUACAGCGUUUAAGCAUUCUUCUCUGGUCAUGAUGUGCGGUAAGCUGGAUGGACCUGUCGAGAUGCAGGAAACUAACUGGGAAGACUUGAAGGAAUUCCUGGUGAAGGCUGCCACGACUCCCAUGCCAUCAAAGUCUUGGUGGCAACCACCUUUGAAUCUCUGUCGAAGGCUAGUGCGAGGCAUAUAUGAUGUUAUAGCGACUGUGGUCACUUUUGGUCUAGGUGUCGUACUCGGCAAACCCCACAACACCUCAACCAUAACAAAAGGGGUAGGGUUUUAAAUCUAGUUUGGAGGGUUAUUUCGCUAGGUUUCUGUAAGCAAAAUUUUGAGUGGAAUGAUGUCCCCAAGAAUGUGAUGACCCUUUUCCCCUUGCUAGUCGGACAACAUUGGCGUGUUAAGAUAUCCGUCAGUACCCACUGUGAAAACUUAGCUUUCAAGACCCUGUCUCUGUACAACAAGUAUGAAACAAAUUUAUUGGUAAUCCAUCAAUGAUGAUAAGCUCCCCUUAAAGGUAGUAUGUCCCAUUUGUAGGCCAAAAAAUGAAAAGGUUAAAUUCACAUGACAUGUGAAAGACAAUACUAACUUAGAACAUCCCUCAAAACGAAAGGGAUUGAAAAUGUAAUUUUGUGGGGAAAUAACGACCGUAAAUUGUCGUAUCAAAUUUAGCGAGCGCGCUCGUUUCAUUAAAUAGUCUGAUUUUCAGACCCUUAAACCGAAUGGCAUACGUUUUGUGCUUCGCAAAGAUUAAUCAGCUUAAAUUUAGCAAUUGCAAGAAGUGUGUUAAUGAUGUGGAUAAAUGCUCAUGUACCCUUGACAGCUCAUUUUAUAUAUGUUAUUACCGAAGAAAAAAGAAGAAGUUAGUCAGUCACUCACUAGUGUCUGACAGUGAAGUCUAGAAAGCAAACGGGAUUCCUUUGAAUACUAGGAUUGCUAACGUUUAAAUUUCACAGAUAGGGCAUACGUUACAUAUUCUUAAUUCCUGCAAAUUUC